Molecule: messenger RNA, 5100 nt
Organism: Aureobasidium vineae
Lineage: Eukaryota; Fungi; Ascomycota; Dothideomycetes; Dothideales; Saccotheciaceae
Source: the annotation of a GenBank genome assembly
AUGUUGAAUUGGGGGCAAUGCAAGGGGCCCAUCUGGCGAAGUGACGAUUUCACCGACUGCUUUCAGAAUGACUACCUCAUGGGAAUCAUCCCUCUCAUCGCGAGCGCAAUCUCCGUACUAUAUCUUACCUACCAACUAAUUCAAACCGCCAUCAACUCGAAAUAUCUCUAUGCCUACAAACUCGUUAAUCCCAAGCAUCCCCAUCCGUGGGACCUUCGCAUUCCCAGAGCUCAAGAUGACGCAGACACCGACGACGACUCGGAUGAGUUUGACAGAAACGAGCAUCUCGCUAUUCGCACCGUCCGUACUCGUAACACUGAGAUGUCUGUGGUCGACAAGCCACGAGGUCAGAUCGUCCUGCCUGUCAUCGAAGAGUUGGCUGUGUUGGCCGAGGUUGGCAUCCACGCUGCUGCAUGCGCCACUGGCAUCUGGGGAUGGAGCAGGGCUACAAUCAUCUGCAGUACCGCCCUCUGGUCAUACGUUGCAGUCCUGACUACUCUGCGUCUUUACUUCUCCAGCACAAACAACUACUCGUUCAACAAGCUCUGGUACCACACCGCUCUCCUCUAUGGCGCACAGUGGAUCUGCGCAUUCCUUCUCUUCCGCUCGGCAAUCAUCCACCCAGUCUCCACGGGCGUCCAAGCUCUUACAAGCACUCACUUUGCACUUACGACUCUGCUGGCUUUGAUCAUGCUCACCUCACGUAAGGGUAACAAGCCCGUGGAACUCGAGUACGAAGGCGAGAUUGAGCCCUCAAGAGAACCUCUCGCCAGUGUGCUCUCUCUCGCUACCUUCUCCUGGAUCGAUCCAAUCAUCUGGAAGGGCUACAAGAAGACUUUUGAGUUGUCGGAUGUUUGGAACCUCAAUUCCAAAGACAAGGCCGAAGCUGUUCUGUUAAAUUACCGACAGGUCAAGAAAACCUCAGCUCUCGCCUGGCACUUGUUGAAGUAUUUUAAGCGUGGCUUGCUCAUCCAAGCUGCAUGGGCUGCCCUCUCCGGAGUCAACCUCUUUGUUCCUACUCUUCUCCUCAAGGUUAUUCUGGAAUACGUUGAGAACCCAGCCGAUACCCCGGUCAACGCUGCGUGGUUCUAUGUUAUCUUGUUGUUCGUUUCUGGUUGCGUCUCUGCCCUGUCAGGUGGCCAAGCUCUCUGGGUUGGUAGAAAGACAUGCAUUCGUCUUCGUGCCAUCAUCAUUGGUGAGAUCUAUGCCAAGGCUUUACGUCGUAAGGCUGCUGCAGCCGGCGACAAAGUGCUUGGCGAGGAAGAGAAGAAAGACAAUGAGGCUCCUGCACCCAAAGAAUCCGUCAAGCAAGCCUUCCUCAAAAAGGUCAAGUCGUUUUACAAGGGCAAGAAGACCUCAGAGGCUACCAAGGAUGUUCCGAAGAAGGAAGAGAGUACCGAUCAGGUCACCUCCGGUACAAUCAUCAACUUGAUGGCCGUCGACUCCUUCAAGGUCAGCGAAAUCUGCGCUUAUCUGCAUUUCCUCUGGGCAGAAACACCUGUUCAGUUUGUUCUGGCUAUCUACCUUCUGUACAGCAUUUUGGGUUACAGCAGUAUCGCUGGUAUUAUCAUGAUGGCUCUUCUUCUACCUGUCAAUCUCUUUAUCGCCAAGCAGUUCACCAAGGCUCAGAAGAAGAUCCUUGCAGCUACCGAUGCUCGUAUCCACACCACCAAUGAAGUGCUUACCAACAUCCGAAUUAUCAAGUACUUUGCUUGGGAGCAGCGUUUCCUUGGUCAGGUUGAUGAGAAGAGAGCGGUCGAACUGAGGAACCUUCGUAACAGAUACAUUAUCUGGGCCGCCGCAGCUACCAUCUGGGGAGGAGCUCCCAUGGUCAUCACUUUCCUUACCUUCCUGGUCUACACCAUGGUCGAGAAGAAAGACCUCAUCCCUUCCGUCGCUUUCACCGCUCUUUCGCUCUUUAGUCUUUUGCGCAUUCCCNUGGAUCAGCUUGCCGAUAUGGUUGCCCACGUUCAGGAAUCCAAGGUGUCUGUUGACCGUAUUGAAGAAUACCUCAACGAGCCCGAGACCGACAAGUACAAUCAGCUUCAGGACAAGGAAUUUGAUGAGGAUGGAAACCAUGUCAUUGGAUUUGAGAAUGCAACUUUCAGCUGGGGUGGCGGCACCGAAGCCGAUGACUUCAAGAUGAUUGACCUCAAUAUGCGCUUCAGGAUCGGCGAGCUGAACGUCAUCGUUGGACCCACUGGUAGCGGUAAGACAUCUCUUCUUAUGGCACUGCUGGGAGAAAUGUCUAAACUCGAUGGUCAUGUGUACCUGCCUGGAGGACACAGCAGAGAAGAACUCAAGGCUGAUCCGGAGACUGGACUGGUUGAAAGUGUCGCGUACUGUGCUCAACAGGCCUGGCUUGUCAACGGAACCAUCAAGGAAAACAUCGUCUUUGCUAGCCCCUGGAACCCUAGACGUUACAAGGACGUCAUUAUUGCCUGUUCUCUCCAGCGCGAUCUUGAGAUUCUUGAUGGUGGUGACCAGACUCUUGUUGGUGAGAAGGGUGUCACUCUCUCUGGCGGACAGAAGCAGCGUAUCUCUCUUGCUCGUGCUCUGUACUGUAACGCCAGGCACGUUCUCCUCGAUGACGUUCUUUCUGCAGUCGAUGCCCAUACCUCCAAGUGGAUCUUUGAGAAGGCUCUUAUGGGCCCUCUCAUGCUCAACAGAACAUGUAUCUUGGUCACUCACAGCACUACUCUCUGUCUUCCCCAUGCUGCAUUCGCCGCCGUACUCGACAACGGCAGAGUCAGCACUCAAGGCAGUGCCAGGGAUGUCAUCAUGUCUGGAAAGCUCACCGAAGAUCUCAGCACGGCAUUGGAAGAGUCGGAAGGCGGUGCAUCGCACCUGCCAUCCCGUGUACCUUCUGGCAUUGGUGGCGACAAGGCUCUUGGCGAGAAUGGCCAUGCCGAUGAAGAGGCCGCCAACGCAGCCGAGUAUGAAGAUAACACUCUCCACAAGGUCGUUACUAAGGAUAUUCCCGGCAUGAACAAGGACAAUGUCACCUCUCCUGUCGAAACCAAGGCUACUGGAAGUGUCAACUUCAAGGUCAUCCUCAUGUACUUCUCUUACAUGGGUACUUGGUACUACUGGGUAGUCACCGCCAUGAUGUUUGCCCUCCAGCAAGUUUCGCAAGUUUCAACCAACGUUUGGAUUCGUCAAUGGGCCAACGCUUAUGCCGACAAGAGGNAAAUGUCUGUCAUGGGCGUCUACACUGAACCUCGCCAGCUUACCCACGUUUUCAGUGGUAUUGGCAGUGGAGCGUCUUGCGUAAAGAGUGGAUCUUGUCUUUGGGGUCUGCCCACCUUUGGCACUUCCAAUGUCUCCGACCAGUUUUCCAUUCGUUCAGAGAACUCCAACGGUGUCGACGUUUCUUACUACCUUGCUGUCUACGGUAUUCUUGGCCUUGUCUACAUGCUGAUCACUGUCACCCGUGAAGGUGUCCUUUUCUACGGAUCUCUGGUUGCUUCUAAGAGAAUUCACAGAAAGCUUAUGGAGUCUGUCACACACGCCAAGUUCCGCUUCUUCGAUUCCACUCCCCUCGGUCAGAUCAUGAACAGAUUCUCCAAAGAUGUUGAGGCUAUCGAUCAAGAGAUCGCUCCUGUUGCAGUUGGAGUAGUCCACUGUAUGGCCUCGAUCAUUACCACGGUCAUUCUCAUCUCGGUCAUCACACCCCGUUUCUUGAUUGCUGGUGUCUUCAUCAGUGUUCUCUACUUCAUGAUUGGUGCUUUCUACAUCAACGCUGCUCGCGACCUCAAGCGUCUCGAAUCUGUGCAGCGCAGUCCCCUGUACCAGCAAUUUGGCGAGACCCUGACUGGUAUGACAACCAUCAGAGCUUAUGGCGACGAACGCCGCUUCAUCCGUGAGAACAUGCACAAGGUUAACACCCACUCAAGGCCGUUCAUCUACGGUUGGGGCACUAACCGUUGGCUCGCAUUCCGUGUUGAUGUUACCGGUGCCUUGGUGUCGUUCUUCACUGGUGCUUUCGUCAUUUUGAGUGUCGGCAAGCUCGAUGCUGGCGCUGCUGGUCUUGCCAUGACAUAUGCUGUUACUUUCACUGAAAACGUAUUGUGGUUCGUCAGACUUUAUUCGAUGAAUGAGCAAAACAUGAACGCUGUCGAGCGUAUCAAGGAAUACUUCGAAGUCGAGCAAGAAGCGCCUUACCAGAUCGAAGACAAGAAGCCCUUGCCUGACUGGCCCAGCCAGGGUGCUGUCGAGUUCAAGGAUUACAGCACUAGAUACCGCAGCGACUUUGACAUGGUGCUCAAGGACCUCAGCUUCAAGAUUCUACCUGGCGAGAAGGUUGGUGUUGUGGGUAGAACAGGUGCAGGUAAGAGUUCGCUGGCUCUCGCUCUUUUCAGAGCUCUUGAAGCCGAGACUGGAAGCAUCAUCAUCGAUGAUAUUGAUGUCAGCUUGAUUGGUCUCCAGGAUUUGCGUGAGAACAUCGUUAUGGUCCCUCAAGAUCCUACGCUCUUCACCGGCACUAUCAGAAGUAAUCUUGAUCCUUUCGGCCUAUUCACUGACGAGGAGAUUUUCACCGCACUCCGACGAACACAACUCGUCGGUGCUGCCUCGGCCGAGCCGUCGCGUGCCCCGACACCGACAAACGGCAACGCCAGUGUCCGUUCCGAAGGUGUACCCGCCGAGACCACCACUGACUCUCCCGCCACAUUAGAGAACAAGAACAUCUUCACCAACCUUUAUUCGCCAGUCGCAGAGUCUGGUAGCAACCUUUCACAAGGCCAGCGCCAACUUUUGUGUUUGGCGCGUGCUCUGCUCAAGGAUCCAAAGGUCUUGCUCAUGGACGAGGCAACUGCAUCUAUUGACUACGCCACUGAUGCAAAGAUUCAAGAGACCAUUCGUGAGAUUAAGAACACGACCAUCACCAUUGCCCACCGUCUGCAGACCAUUGUUGAUUACGAUAAGGUCCUGGUGCUGGACAAGGGAGAGUUGAUCGAGUUCGGAUCACCUUGGGACCUUAUCAGAACGGAUAACGGUAUCUUCAAGGGCAUGUGUGAGAUGUCCGGCGACUUUGAUAUUCUGAUCAAGGAAGCCGAAACGGCGCAUAAGGGACGCCAACUGGUUGAUGUUGAUGCUUAA